AUGGAAAAUUUAAAUACUAUGCAAAAGAGAAACAAGGAACCUAAGACUAAGAUUCCAGGUAAUCAUAAGAAAGGUAAUACUGCCGAUGCAGUCAAAGUCUUUUACAAAGGUAAAGAGGCCGAUUUGAUUGUAUUCGCUAAUACCGAAGCUGAUGUUCUGGCGUAUAGAGCUGAUCCACAAUUAACUGAAUUACCAAAUGUAGUAGAUGUUUUCCAAGUAUUUACUGCAGGUAAAGGUGCCAAAGGUAAUCUAGGUGAAGCUUCAAUGUCUCAAAUGCAACUAGAGUUUGGUAAUGACAAGACAAUUGAACAAAUCAUCGAUGCAAUCUUAAAACAAGGUAAGAUUUCAGGUGUAGAGAAUACUGUCUCUAAUAACUCUUUCGAGAAGUAA
Molecule: messenger RNA, 390 nt
Organism: Maudiozyma saulgeensis
Lineage: Eukaryota; Fungi; Ascomycota; Saccharomycetes; Saccharomycetales; Saccharomycetaceae
Source: the annotation of a GenBank genome assembly